AUGUUAAAAGUUUCAAUACGACCAUUACCGUCUGUUUUUCGACAAAUUCUUCGAUACAAACAUACUAAGGAGAUUGUUGUUGAUGAGAUAUCAUACCCCUCGGACCAAUGGACCAAUGUGCCGCCAUUUAUUUUGAAUUUGAUUCAGCGCAAAUUGCACAAAAACCCAAACCAUCCAAUUGGUAUUCUACAUGACUUGAUUCGGACAAGCACAAAAGGUAUGGGGUACACAGUAUAUGAUGAUUUCAAUCCUAUAGUAACCAAAUACCAAAAUUUUGACAGUCUAGGGUUUCCGGAAGACCAUGUUGGUAGAUCAAAAUCUGAUACCUAUUAUCUUAACAGAAAUUAUCUUUUGCGAACUCACACGUCGGCUCAUGAGCAAGAGUGUUUUUCCAACUCAAAAACCCCGGGCUACUUGAUCACCGCGGAUGUAUAUAGAAGAGAUGAGGUUGACAGAACCCAUUACCCUGCGUUUCAUCAAUUGGAAGGUGCGAGAUUGUGGCAGCGUGGAGAUUUGGAACAAAUUCAAAAAGAUAUCGAUUCGAUUCCACAAACAAAUAUAAUAGUGGAAGAUCCAUUUAGAGAGAAGCCAAUUACUCCAAAUAAUCCAGCACAGUCAUACAUGACCGAGGAGGAAGUCAGAUUGGUUUCAACUCACUUGAAGAGAACUGUUGAAUUUCUUGUGAGUCAAGUUUUUCAAAAGGCCAAAGAAUCUGCAAAAUUGGCAGGGUCUACUGAAUCGUAUUUGAAUGAACCCUUGAAAGUUAGAUGGGUGGAGGCUUAUUUUCCAUGGACCUCGCCAUCAUGGGAAAUCGAAGUAUGGUGGAAAGGAGAAUGGUUGGAGUGUUGUGGGUGCGGAAUAGUGCAACAACAAGUAUUGUUGAACUCGGGAUUAGGUAAAGAUAAGAUAAGUUGGGCUUUUGGAAUUGGGUUGGAUCGAAUUGCAAUGCUUUUGUUUGCUAUUCCCGAUAUAAGGUUAUUUUGGACAAAAGAUGAACGGUUUCAUGAACAAUUUCGCAAGGGACAAAUUAACACUUUUGUUCCAUACUCAAAAUACCCAGGGGUGAAAAGAGAUGUGUCAUUUUGGUUAAAUGAGGACGUUUUGUUGCAUUGUAAUGAUUUAAUGGAAAUCGUGAGAACUCAUGCUGGUGAUUUGGCAGAGAGCGUUGUUCUUGUUGACGAAUUUGAAAACCCCAAGACAAAGAGGAAAUCACAAUGCUAUCGAAUAAAUUACCAGUCUAUGGACAGGAAUUUAACAAAUUCAGAGAUUAAUGAUAUUCAUUCACGUGUGGAGCAAGAUUUGAACCCGCUAGGUCUACCGCGAUUUAACAACAAAAUUGCAAAUGGGGCUUCCUCAAUGCCUAGAAGUCAAAAGGGGUUACCUAUAAAGCAAAAUAUUCCCAAUGUCAAAGAGAUUAUUCUCAUCUCAUCCGCCAAAGGAGGAGUUGGCAAGUCAACAGUUUCAGUAAACACGGCCUUGGCACUACAUAACUUGGGCAAAAAGGUUGGUAUUUUGGAUGCCGAUAUUUUUGGUCCUUCAAUACCUCGGUUGAUGAAUUUGAGCGGUGAACCGCGGUUGUCGCAAACUACAGGGAAAUUAUUGCCCAUGUCUAAUUUUGGGGUACAGACCAUGUCUAUGGGUUAUCUUGUUAAAGAUGAACAGGCUGUAGUGUGGCGUGGGCUAAUGGUGAUGAAGGCUUUGCAACAGCUACUUUUCGAAGUGGAUUGGUCUCCAAUUGAUUACUUGAUAAUAGACAUGCCUCCAGGAACAGGCGAUACGCAAUUAUCAAUAAGUCAGUUGUUGAGGGUUUCGGGAGCUAUUGUGGUAACUACACCACAAGAUAUAGCAUUAAUUGACGCUGUUAAGGGUAUCAAGAUGUUCAACAAAGUGCAUAUUCCAAUUAUAGGUCUUGUGCAAAAUAUGAGCCAUUAUAUAUGUCCCAAGUGCAAUCACGAAUCUCACAUUUUCAAAAGUGGUGGUGCUAGUAAAGUUGCAAAAGAAUACGAUUUAAAAGUAUUGCUGAAUAUACCGUUGAAUGAAAACAUCUGCAUUCAGUCAGAUUUGGGGAAACCAAUUGUUGUAUCGGAACCAGCUAGGUUUCUGGAACAUAUCAAUAUUCUAAAAGAUAUACUACCUCAAUUAUCUCAACCUCAUGAACCUCAACAAAUGGAAAUGCGGAAAUUGGUAGAUGUACUGAGGAAAGGUGUUCCUAUUAAUUUUCAAGGCGGUGGUAAUCAUAUACAAGAACAGGAAAUACUGGCCAAAACGCUACUAGAGGGUAUCAUUGGAGAAAAGGAGAACAAUGCAACUUUUCAUAAGGCAGCCUUAAUUGAUGCUGUACCAAUAGAGGUUUCUCCAACAACAAUAAUAGACCUGCUCAUCCCAAUAGUACAGCUGCUGCUGACACCUGCGGAAUCUGUUGAAACAUCACCACUUGAUAAAAAAGAGAAGCAAAUCCAUGCAACAAAAAGCAUGUUUCUUCAUCCUUCGGCAGCUAUUUGGUUAGAAGAAGAACGUUACCUGGGAGAACACAUACCACUUAUGCCAUAUGCAAUCCAAACCCAGACAAUUGAAACCAGUAAAGCAUUUGAGAAAAUCGAGAAACUUGAGCUGCAAUUGAUUGAUUUGAGAGAGAAAAUGGCGCACCAACAAGGAAUAUUUCAAAAACAAAUAAAAGCGCUUCGUAAAAAACAUACACAAACCGUGGCACUAACACGUAUAACGCCCACUAUCUCACUAACUUUGGAAACUCUGUUUUCUACUGAGGACUAUGAUAUCGACGAACCAUCUCAAAACGAGGCUCCGCCUCAGUAUGAAGCUCCAUCCGAGAAGGGUAUGGGUAAGAAUAUUUUAAAUCAAAAGAAUCCUCCAAAUUCAGUAUUCAUUCUGCCUCAGUUUCAGGACCACCCUAGGACAAGAGUAAAUACGGAUGUGCAUUACUCAAAGCCCAAAAUUGCAUGGAAUGAUAUUCUUCCUUCUUCUAAACUUGUAGAUUGUGAUGAAACAGAUGCUGAGAUUACGGGAAUUUAUGAAAUGACAGAUCAAGAAGAAGAAGAAGACUAUUCAAAUGGAGCAAUAUUGUCCCAUGUAAACAAGCUGGAUAUGCCUUUGGAAACUGGAGAGGCCGAUUGGUUUGACAGUGAAUGGGAUGCAUCCUUUGAAGAGGAAGAAGAAGAGGAUAGUUUUGAUAAGAAACAGGAAGAUCAAUACGAAGAUAUCGAAAGCGACGACGUCUCUUUGAUUGAGAAUGAAGCUGAUACUGAGAUGGAUACUGAUGAGAUAAAAAAGAAGAAACUCAGACUUGAGUCAAUGAAUCCACAAGAUAAAAUCAAGCAUGUUCCAAAGAAUUCACCUGGAUCGUUGCGCUUUUCGGAACCGGCUCAUAGUCCAGAAAAUUAUUUCCAAAACUUGAACGUCCCCAAUAGACCAGACGACGAAGACUACUACUACUACUACUAUCACCACCAGCCGAAGCAGCAGCAGCAGCAGCAGCAGAAACAACCACAGAAGAGCGAAUACGAAUACCUUGAUGGGCAGAAUGCACAGAAUUCUCCAAACUUUUUACAGGAUGGCUCGGAUCAAGCAACGUAUAAUAUGAAGGCUACACCCACAUGGGAGCACGAUUAUAGCUUUGAAGCACCAGCACAAAAUGACAAGUUUGGUGAACAGAUUGAAGCCAAAUACGCUAGAAGAAAAAAAGCAAUGCAAGGUGGUGGUGGUAGUGGUGGUAGUGGUGUUGGUGAAAACUCACAUCCUGAGAUUAAUUUUGAUAUAAGGAAAGAAAUAGCUUUUACGAUGCUAGACUUUGAAAAUAAUAAUACAUCUUAUAUUGAAUCUGAAGAUAAGACUUAUAUUUACGAUACUACGCGUGAAGACAACAGUUCUUGGAAUGAAGAAGAUAUUGAUGACGAUGAUGAUGACGACGACGACGACGACGACGACGAUGACGAUAUUGUUGAUCUGGAGAACUCGUCAAGCAAAAGCCACGAUACCGAGUUGGAUGACGAUGAUAUAAGUAUGCUAACUAAACAGAGCAAUAGAAAAAUACUCGAUUUUUCCGCUGACACAUCGAAAACUGAAAUUCCAGUUAAAGAAAAACAGCUGCUGCUGUUUAGAGAUUUUUUGGUAAAGCAUGAAAUACCUAGAAAAGUGUUUCAUUCGUUUAUUGGUGUAUUUUCAUUGUGGCUAUAUACUUUGGGUGUCUCAACUUCACAAUUGUACAUCCCUUUAUUCACGGCGUUUGUGCUUGUGUUUAUUAAUGAUUUUGUACGAUUACACAACCCAGAAAUUAACGAAAUUGUCUGCUCCAGAAUGUGGUUCAUUAUUAGAGAGUGUGAAAAGAAUUCAUAUAAUGGAGUGUUGUACUAUUUAGCUGGUGUUUUAUUAGUAUUAUAUUUUUGUCCCAAAGAUAUUGCACUUGUUGGCAUUUUAUUAUUAAGUUGGUCCGAUACUGCGGCAUCUACUGUUGGUAGACGGUACGGUAAGUAUACUCCAAAGAUCGUUGAGGGCAAAUCUUUAGCGGGGUCAUUGGGUAGUUUGGUAACUGGUGUCUUUGCUUCUUAUUUAUUUUACGGGUAUUUUGUGCCCCAAUACAACUUUGUUAAUUUACCAGGAGAUAUCUAUUGGAAACCCGAAACAAGCUACAUGAAUAUCCACGUGUAUUCUUUGCUAGUUGGCAUAAUUGCUAGUGUUUCCGAAUUCAUAAAUCUCUGGGGUAUUGACGAUAAUUUCACUAUACCGGUUUUAAGUGGUGCUUUUUUGUACUUGUUGGUGUCAUUGACCAAUAAGUAG
Lodderomyces oxycetoniae is the source of this 4791-nucleotide messenger RNA. RefSeq names its product MSF1. Gene Ontology annotation, biological process: mitochondrial respiratory chain complex I assembly; phenylalanyl-tRNA aminoacylation; iron-sulfur cluster assembly. The record is from RefSeq and is a predicted model, not a curated record. The transcript is spliced from 4 exons. Gene Ontology annotation, molecular function: tRNA binding; phenylalanine-tRNA ligase activity; 4 iron, 4 sulfur cluster binding. NCBI's taxonomy places the organism in Eukaryota, Fungi, Ascomycota, Pichiomycetes, Serinales, Debaryomycetaceae. Gene Ontology annotation, cellular component: mitochondrion; cytoplasm. Bases 1 to 4791 code for a protein of 1596 amino acids.